CUCACUGAGUCUCAUAUCUCUCCCACAUACACUCUGAGACACACACACACUCACUCUUACUUGAGUGAGCGGAGUUUGAGGGCAAAUAAGUCAAUAUUUGACCAGAGCGGACUGUACAGGAACAAAGAAACAGAAGAAAGUAGAAGCUGGAAGUGCGUCCGUUUCUGUUUGUAAGGGGAACUGUCAACUUGGUCACAAGGAUUUGAAGUUUUUGGGUUUUUUUUCCUUUUUCUGCUAACAGGUGGAUACAAAAACUCUUCACCAAACUCCUGGGUCAAACAAAGCAGAGAGAAAAAAAACAGGGAAAUAGUUUUCUUAUUUAUUGCUGCACCUUUGGACCUGGACUGGGCGAGAACACAGUAACAGGAAGGCGAUGGGGAGAUGGACGUUACAUCUCUCGGUAGGGAUCGCGCUUGUAGCGGUCCUGUUGACCUGCUCCUAUGCUGAAGAGAACUACUGCUUCGCCUCCAGGGCCAGCUCCUGCUCAGAAUGUCUGCAGGCCGGGGUCGGCUGCGCUUACUGCUCUGAAGAGACCUAUAACGGCCCUCGCUGUGACCUGCAUAAGAACAUAAUUGUCCAUGGCUGCCAGGCUGCAAGCAUCAUUACAGUUAAAAGCAGCCGGGAGAUACUAAAGAGCGAAUCAAUCGACGUCAAUCUUCAGAAGUCUCAGGUGUCACCACAGAGUACCAUGAUGACCUUCCUGCCAGGGGAGGAGAAAAACAUGACGGUGCAGGUGUUUGCCCCAGAGAAAGGCCCUCUGGAUCUUUAUAUUCUUAUGGACUUCUCAAAUUCCAUGGAGGACGAUUUGACCAACUUGAAAAACAUGGGGAAAGAUUUGGCUUCGCUGGUGAAGAAGCUGUCGAAUGACUACACUAUUGGAUUUGGAGAGUUUGUGGACAAAGUGAUAGAGCCCCAGACUGACAUGAGGCCCAUCAAACUUAAACAGCCAUGGCCCAACAGCGACCCUCCGUUUGCUUUCAAAAAUGUCAUUAAAUUGACAAGCAACGUAGGUGAAUUCACCCAGGAACUUCAGAAGGAGAGAAUUUCUGGAAACCUGGAUGCCCCAGAGGGAGGUUUCGAUGCCAUAUUGCAGGCUGCAGUGUGCGGGGAUAAAAUUGGCUGGCGAGAAGGCAGCACACAUCUCCUGGUCUUUUCCACGGAGUCAGCCUUCCACUAUGAAGCUGAUGGCGCUAAUGUGCUAGCAGGCGUCUUGCCACGCAAUGAUGAGCAAUGCCAUCUCGACAAGGACGGUUCUUACACAAAGGCUACAGAACAGGAUUACCCAUCAAUACCAACGCUGGUCCGUCUCCUGGGAAAAAACAACAUUAUCCCAAUCUUUGCUGUCACUGACCACUCCUAUACGUACUACCAGAAACUCAAAGAGUAUUUUCCCAUUGCUGAGGUUGGUCUGCUGCAACAAGACUCAUCCAAUAUCCUUGAAGUCAUGGAGACUGCCUUUACGAAUAUCCGAGCUAAGAUGAGCAUCCGUGCAGAGGACAGGCCCAAGGCUUUCGAGGCGAAGUUCUUGAAAGAAAGUGGACAGAUUGCAAAAUACGGGGAAUUUAAUUUCCAGCCGGGAAAAAUUGGCAGUUUUGUGACGCAGCUCAAAGCUCAACGGAUGAUUGAUGAAAACCACGUCUGCAAAAUGGACCCGAAUGAAAACAAGAGAGUAAUGAGAGUCAAACCGACCACCUUUAGCACCGGGGUCAUGGUUGAUGCCUCAAUUUUGUGUCCAACCUGUGACUGUGAGAAGUCACCCAUUCGUAAUGCGCCUCGAUGCAAUGGAAAAGGAGACCUGGUGUGUGGGAAAUGUCGAUGCCAUGGUGGCUGGGUGGGUCCUUUCUGUAAUUGUUCAGGGAGUGGUUCAGCUGCAGACAUCAACCAGUGCAAAGCAAAGGAAACAGAUGAACCUUGUUCCGGACGCGGAGAAUGUCAGGAGUGUGGAACCUGCAUAUGCUACAACCCAAAUCAGUUUGAAGGACCCUACUGCGAGUAUGACAAGACCCAGUGUCAAAGGCAUGCAGGUUUCCUCUGCAAUGACCGUGGCUCUUGCGUUAAGGGUCAGUGUGCGUGCUCUGAGGGCUGGACAGGAAAUGCUUGCGAGUGUCCCACGAGCAGCCAGACCUGUCUGGACAGCAAAGGGGUUAUCUGCGGUGGUCGAGGUAAAUGUGUAUGUGGCCGGUGUGAAUGUUCAGACUCUGGGAUGGAGUUGACUUCAGCCUGUGAGCCAAAUUUCCAGGCUCAGCUAGGUGUGUGUGAGGGCACGAGGACUUGUGUCCAGUGUCAGGCCUGGAAGACGGGAGAGAUGAAGGAAACAGAGAAGUGUGACAAGUGUCCGUUCAAAGUCAUCAUGGUGGACGAGCUGAAAAAAAAGGAGGAAGUGAUUGAGUCAUGCAGUUUCCGUGAUGAGGACGAUGACUGCACGUACCACUACACCGUUGACAACCUGAAAGAUUCAGAAAAGAAUGAUUUGGAGGUUCAGGUGCUCAAGAAUAAGGACUGCCCCCCUGGGAGCCUCUUGUGGUUGCUUCCCCUCAUCCUGUUCCUCUUGUUGCUGUUGGCUCUUCUGCUGCUUUGCUGCUGGAAGUAUUGCGCCUGCUGCAAGGCCUGCUUUCAGAGCUGUCUGGCUCUGCUGCCUUGCUGUAGGAGAGGCCGCAUGGUUGGAUUCAAAGAAGAUGAAUAUUUGCUCCGUCAGUCUCUGCUUACCUCAGACCAUCUUGACACACCGAUGGUGAGGACCGGUCCACCCAAAGGUACCGACGUGGUUCGCUGGAAGGUUACAGACAAUGUCCACCGUGGACCCAAUCACCCCCAGGCUCUAAUAAAGCCAAACCCUAAAGAGACCAUCCCAUUCCCGAUCUCACUUCGACUGAACAGGCUCUUCUCUGAGAGCCUGACACACCCCGAUUCCAAAGAGGGUGACCAGCUCCGCAAGGAAGUUGCAGAUAAUCUAAAUGAGUUGUACAAGCAAAUUCCUGGGGCGCAGAAGGUGCAGAAGACCUCCUUCAGAUCACAGAGAAAUGCUGGAAAAAGGCAGGACUACACCAUCAUGGACACCGUCUUGUCUGCUCCUCGCAGCAGCUACCCAGAUAUCGUCAAACUUACUGAAAAGAACGUCCAGUCUGGAAACUUCCACGACAUGAAAGUGGUGCCGGGCUACUACACAGUAGCUACAGAUAGAGAGGCUGCUGGAGCCAUAGAGUUCCAAGAAGGUGUGGAAUCAGUAGACGUCCAUGUGCCGCUCUUUGUCAAAGAUGAAGACGAUGACAAGAAACAACUGCUGGUGGAGGCUGUAGAUGUGCCUUUGGGGAUUGCAGAGAUUGGAAAACGUUUGGUUAACAUCACCAUCAUCAAAGAGCACGCCUCCAGCGUCUUUUCAUUCCUCCAGCCGUCUUACACCUACAGCAGGAAGGAUGGAGUGGCUAAAAUCCCAGUCAGCAGAGAGAUCAUCGAGGACGGACGCACACAAGUCGCAUACCGCUCACGAGACCUCACUGCCAAGGAUAAGAAGGACUACUUGACUGUAGAAGGAGACCUGACCUAUCUUCCAGGUGAGACUCAGAAGAUAGUUCCCGUUCGUCUCCUGGAGCUGAGUGAGAAAGAUGGUCUACUAGAAGACAAACAGGUCAAACAGUUUGUCAUGGACCUCAGUAAUCCAAGGCAGGGUGCCAAGCUGGGACGCUACCCGAGAACCACUGUUACCAUCGCAGACCUGCCAGAACACAGUGUGAUGGCGUUCAAGAAGGGCACCCAGAACUUCACCACAACAGAUCCAACCUACACCAUUCCAGUGGUCCGCACUCACAGCACCGAGACACCUGCCACGGUGAAAUGGCGCACCAAGAAGGCCCAGCGCUUUGAGUUAUCUGGCCCUCUGAAGUUUUCUCCCGGAGAGACAGAAAAGAACAUUGUGAUUGAUCCAAAAGCCCACCCCAGACCCAUCCAGCCUGAGACCUUCCAGCUUGAGCUAUUUGAACCAAGUACCAACGCUUCUAUUGGAGACAAGAAGACCACCGUUGUCAAUGUCACAGAUGGAGUUCCAAGAUCUCCUGAAAUAGAACAGAAUGUACACAAGGGCUUCAUACCCAUGAAAGGUACCUCACCUGGUGGUCACCUCCUCUCCCCAGAAAACCCUAAGGCUGUAGCAACUGGACCCAGAAGCAUCCGCCUCAACUGGGAACCUCCACCUGGUAACCCCAUGGGGUACAAGGUCAAGUAUUGGAUCUAUGGUGAUCCAGAGAAAAAUGCCCAGGUCUUAGAUGUAAAGACUCCACAUGCUGACUUGACCAACCUGUAUCCCUACUGUGACUAUGAGAUGCGAGUGUGUGCCUACAAUUCAGUGGGAAAUGGCUACGAUACUGACGUCGUCACCUGUCAAACAAUGGAGGAUGUGCCCGGAGAACCUGGUCGUUUGGCCUUCAAUGUCAUCAGUCCAACUGUCACUCAGCUCAGCUGGGCAGAGCCUGCAGAGACCAACGGCAACAUUACGGCUUACGAGGUCAUCUACACGCCCAUCGAUGACGAUAUGAAGCCAGUAGGACCAGCUAAGAAAGUGAAGAUCGACAAUCCUAAAAAGCGAAUGCUGUUGAUCGAGAACCUCCAGAACGCACAAACCUAUCAGUACAAGGUCCGUGCCAAGAACAGCGUGGGCUGGGGUCCCUUCAGAGAUGCAACCAUCAACUUGGCAUCGCAGCCAGCCAGACCGCUGUCCAUUCCCAUCAUUCCAGAUGUCCCCAUUGUGGAUGCCGAGGCGGGAGAUGAGUACGACGGCUACCUGAUGUACAGCAACGAGGUGCUGAAGUCACCUGUAGGCUCCAAGACACCCAGUGUGUCUGGUGACGAUUAUAUGAACGGGAGGUGGGAACAGAAUUUCCUUUUCCCCGGAGGGUCAGGAACACGUAACCUGUCAGCAUCGUCCUCCCCCAUGUCCACUCUGAGCUCAAACUACAGAGGGGCGGGCGGCUCCUAUACCACGGAAACAACCACCACCUACUUGUCUGGGCCAGGAGGCUCUCGCAGACAGGAUUUGAUCGGAGGUGUCCACACCUCUGACGUUAUCCUGAGGAAGCGUUCGGAGAACCGAGGCUACAUGGAAGAAAAUAUCCGUGAUUCUAUCGUCAUGGGAGACCCGUCAAGCAAAUUCCCAGAUCUUGGUGGGUUCGGCUACACUGGGACGCAGAGCAGCUCUCAGAGUCACUUCAGCUACAGCCUGUCUCAGGGCUCGAGGGCCAGGAAUCAGUCUUCAGACGUCAAUGAAGCCUUGUAUAGUCUGGACAGGGUUCUCCAUGAUGCACGACUCGCCCCCGGCAUUCCAGACACCCCGAGCAGACUGGUGUUUUCUGCUCUGGGACCAACGGCCCUCAAAGUCAGCUGGCAGGAGCCCCACUGUGAGAAAGACAUCCUGGGAUACUGCGUCCUCUACCAGCUCCUCAACGGAGGUGAGAUGAAGCGUAUCAACGUGACAAACCCGGCACAGAACUCGGUGAUCAUCCAGGACCUGCUGCCAAAUCACUCCUACCUGUUUAAGGUGAAGGCUCAGAGCCAGGAGGGCUGGGGUCCGGAAAGAGAGGGCGUCAUCACCAUCGAGUCUGCUGUCGACCCCAAGAGCCCCCUCAGCCCUGUGCCAGGUUCACCUUUCACUCUUAGCACUCCCAGCGCUCCAGGACCGCUGGUGUUCACAGCUCUGAGUCCUGAUUCGCUGCAGCUCAGCUGGGAGAAACCACGCAAGCCCACCGGAGAAAUCCUGGGAUAUGUAGUCACCUGCGAACAGCUGCAUGGCGGAGGUGAUAUGCGUACCUUCAAGGUGAACAGUGAUGGCGCUGAAACCAGUCUGACCGUUCCCAAGCUGACUGAGAACAUGCCCUACAAGUUUAAGGUCCAGGCUCAAACCACACAGGGCUUCGGUCCGGAGAGGGAGGGCAUCAUCACCAUUGAAUCUCAGGAUGGAAGUGCUUUGUCCCAGCACAGCAGCCAGUCGAUGACACGGCGGGAGGUUUUCCACAUGCCAACGGAAGUCAGCACACGAACUAACAUCUCCCACACCACGCUCGACGACCCCUUCUUCUCAGAUGGGAUGAUGAUGACUACGCAGCACACAGAGACUAGCGGCAUGGUGACUCGUCAAAUCACCAAAGAGGUGGUUCAGAGGGGCGUCAUGGGAGCAACUACUGUCACAAAGAAGAUGUUUUAUGAAUCUUAAAGGGCGCGUUUGACAAACUGGCAUCCAAAUGUUCGACGUAAUGAGAAAUCAUAUUUGAGAAUCUCUUUUAAAAAGAGUCGACUUCACAGUGCUGAGAGUGUUUUUGUAUAUGUGCGAGGGGGCGUAGCUUUCACUUUGCAACCAAAAUUACAUAAGAACUCGCGUCUGUUACAAUCUGCCGUCAUUUUCUUCUAUAAGUUCAGUUUGUUUUAACAUAUCCAUACGUAUCAAAUAUCAAGCUAGGUCUAUGAACUCACUUUGUGUUGCACAUUUCAUGCUAACGAGGAAAAAGCCUGAUUUUCUACUGCAGGCACAUGAUCAAAAAUAUACAGGAUGUAACAUGUUUUUGUAUCUCAUACAUUUGAAUUAAGUUGGUCUUUUUCAUGCUUAAAGUUUUUCUUCUCCCCGUGUGUUUAGCAUUUUAAGAAGUUUUUGACAGGAAGAUAUGUGUACGGUGGUCCUGAGUUACAAAACAGAUGCACACACAAAAAAAUAACAAGAAAAUAAAACCAUUUCACUUUGCCUAAAAAUUUUGGGACACCAUUUUUUUAAAUGGAAGGAGCCCGAGUCCUUGAAACAGCGGAAGAUAUUGCAGUUAUUAGGGAAUAUUUUCACGAAGGAUAUUUACCAUUCAAACCCUGAAAUCAAGAAUUAGGCCUGAGCAUAGAGGCAUGAGGAAAUCUGCAUUCGUAAGAAAGCAAGAUGCUCCCUAUAAACAGUAAAAUAGUAUUUGUUGCAUUUAAGAGUGAUAAGGAUUUUUAACUAUCCAUACUGUUGUUUUUUGCUUUAUUUUGUAUUUUGCAUCUCCAGGCCCCCAUACAAAUGUGUGUAAAGACAGAAAGAUUGUAUUUGCUUCUGCUGCAAGUGCUACUAUGUUCGGCUUUAUGUUUUCUUUAAAAAUGCUUUUGUGAAACAUUUUUGAGGGAAGCUCCUUGGUAGGAAAAUGGAUAAGUGGAUAAACGUCUCACCAAAAAACAUUUUUCUGUUCUUUCGAUCAAUUAUGUAUCUCUUACUUUUUAACAGUUGAACUUUUAUUAUUUUAUUUUUCAACUAUUUUAUUGCACAUAAUAAAGAUUUGAAAUGAU
Messenger RNA from Neolamprologus brichardi, 7284 nucleotides. It is a transcript of the gene itgb4, whose product is annotated as integrin, beta 4. Gene Ontology annotation, biological process: integrin-mediated signaling pathway; cell adhesion mediated by integrin; cell migration. NCBI's taxonomy places the organism in Eukaryota, Metazoa, Chordata, Actinopteri, Cichliformes, Cichlidae. Gene Ontology annotation, cellular component: focal adhesion; integrin complex; membrane. The record is from RefSeq and is a predicted model, not a curated record. Gene Ontology annotation, molecular function: integrin binding.